AGUUAACGAGCUCUAUGUGGAUGACCCAGACAAAGACAGCGGAGGUAAAAUAGAAGUGAACCUGAACAUCAGUUUGCCAAAUCUGCAUUGUGAAUUAGUUGGACUAGACAUCCAAGAUGAAAUGGGAAGGCACGAAGUGGGUCAUAUUGACAACUCGAUGAAGAUACCUCUCAAUAAUGGGGAUGGCUGCAGGUUUGAGGGCCAUUUCAGCAUCAACAAGGUCCCUGGUAACUUUCACGUGUCAACGCACAGUGCCACUGCGCAGCCUCAGAACCCUGACAUGACUCACAUCAUCCACAAGCUCUCAUUUGGGGACAAGUUACAGGUCCAUAACGUUCAUGGAGCAUUCAAUGCCUUGGAGGGAGCAGACAAACUCAGCUCAAAUCCUCUUGCAUCUCAUGAUUACAUCUUGAAGAUAGUCCCGACGGUGUACGAAGACAUGGGCGGCAAGCAGCGGUACUCGUACCAAUAUACUGUAGCAAAUAAGGAGUAUGUAGCCUACAGUCACACUGGCCGCAUUAUUCCAGCUAUCUGGUUUCGUUACGAUUUGAGCCCCAUCACAGUGAAAUACACAGAGAGGCGACAGCCUUUGUACAGAUUUAUCACAUCGAUAUGUGCCAUCAUUGGAGGAACAUUUACUGUAGCUGGGAUCCUCGACUCCUGCAUCUUCACAGCAUCAGAGGCCUGGAAGAAGAUCCAGCUGGGAAAAAUGCAGUAGUGAUGAAACUCUACCCUAGUCUUCAAGGACAGGAGCAAAGAUUGAGAAAUCUACCACUACCUGUUUUUGUCUUUAUUUUCUAUUUGAUUGAAUCAAUAAGCUUUUCUCUAAUCAGGCUGUUCAGUGAAGACGUCUUCAACAAAUCAAAGAAAUCUCCAUGCAUUUCAGAGCUCUGAGAGUGAAAAAUCAAUGGAAUCAGGGCGUGGAUUUUGAUUCUCUGCCCCCAGAAAGAGAGGUUGAAAUGCCGUAUGUGAAAUACACUGUCAGAUUUAAGUAAGGAUGACAGUCUGUUCUCUGGGAGGUUCCUACGGCAGUGUACAAACUAGGGAGUAGAUUGCAGAGAGUUGAGCUGUCUUGUGUCACUUUCUGGAAUCCUGUUGGAUUUGCAUGAUUAGACAAUCGACUUUUGUAUAAGGCAAAAUUAUACAUUAGGAAGAAAUUCCACCCUUGGUGCCAAAAAGGUGAUGUAUCUGUUGGUGAGGAAUGGAAAGUGUUAGUCCCCGUAGCAAACUUUAGAGACAGAGGGCAGAAAUAACAUCAAGAAAUAUUUUGUGCUUUUAUUGAAAGCUCUUUUGUUCGGAUACGACCUUUCUAAUGAAAUGAGCAUACAAGAAGAGGAAGCCUUCUCCCAGCUACCUUUUCCUGGGUAAUCUGUGAUCCAGGCAGCAGAGGGCCUUUCUUUUAUUCUGGAUGUAAAAGUGGUUUCAUUUCUUCCCAGAAACUGAAUAUCCAGUCUUGUGUUUACAGGUGGCAUGAAGUAAAAACCAAACUGAGCAACACAGUUUUAUGUGGCCUUUGCUUUGAAAGGGAAUAGCUGUCUUUACAGCAUUAGCUUUUAUUCUUUCUUUUGUUUUUUUUUUUAAACAAAGACCACCCAACAGUCU
This is a messenger RNA of Antrostomus carolinensis (chuck-will's-widow), 1602 nucleotides long. It is a transcript of the gene ERGIC1, whose product is annotated as endoplasmic reticulum-golgi intermediate compartment 1. The record is from RefSeq and is a predicted model, not a curated record. The transcript is spliced from 7 exons. The annotation marks the transcript as partial. Gene Ontology annotation, cellular component: endoplasmic reticulum membrane; endoplasmic reticulum; COPII-coated ER to Golgi transport vesicle. Lineage: Eukaryota; Metazoa; Chordata; Aves; Caprimulgiformes; Caprimulgidae. Gene Ontology annotation, biological process: retrograde vesicle-mediated transport, Golgi to endoplasmic reticulum; endoplasmic reticulum to Golgi vesicle-mediated transport.